Molecule: messenger RNA, 1890 nt
Organism: Hypanus sabinus (Atlantic stingray)
Lineage: Eukaryota; Metazoa; Chordata; Chondrichthyes; Myliobatiformes; Dasyatidae
Product: zinc finger protein 436-like
Exons: 4
Coding region: 877-1746 (289 amino acids)
Biological process (GO): regulation of transcription by RNA polymerase II
Cellular component (GO): nucleus
Molecular function (GO): RNA polymerase II cis-regulatory region sequence-specific DNA binding; DNA-binding transcription factor activity, RNA polymerase II-specific
Source: RefSeq, a predicted model, not a curated record
AUAAACUCCUCUGAAUCGAGAGGCGCUGAGAAAAUCAUUGACUAUAUUUUUUUCCCACAUGAGUUGGAAUAUGUAGUCGAACGUGUUUGCAUUAAUUUCAGCAGAAAGGCGGCUCCCUGUACCUGAACAGGGUUGCUACAUUGACCCCACUCCUGCCUCCUCCCGCUGUCAGACCCGUCCUGAGCCGGUGAGAGUUAGUGUGACCCGGACUGCGGCAGACCCGCUCUACCCCGGCUCACCCGGCCCUGUCCAUCUGUAAUGAGCGACGGACACAUCACAGCCGAGUGGCCUCGGGAGCAGCAGCUCAGACUCAGCUCUCCGUACAGAGUGAGAACACCGGUGCAGGACCAGUGUCGAUCGCCCGGCAAGUCAGACUGUGAUUUCCCGGGACCACACUGAACGCCGUCCUGCUACAACAUCAGAGGUUAACCACCCUGGUCCAGAUCCACUGCCGCUCACCCGGGAGGUCAGAGUGAGGUUACCCGGGACCGCACCGAACGCCAUCCGGUUACAGCAUCAGAGGUUACACACGACAAGGAAUUUGGCUACGGGAAUCUCGAACACAACAGGCCAGUCUCGCUGUGUCUGCCCAGAUAUUUAAAAAGUGCAGCGGGCUAUUCGUGCAAUCAUCCUUCAAUCGUGCAAUCAUCCAUUCGUGCAAUAUUUCCCGAUCCUACCUGUUUCGACCGGGAAGGGACUCGCUCGGUCAUCUGACCUACUGGCAUACCCGUCAUUUUACACCGGGGAGCGGCCGUUCAUCUGCUCAGACUGUGGGAAGGGAUUCACUCGGUCAUCCCACUUACGGACACACCAGUCAGCAUACACUAAGGAGAGGCCAGUCACCUGCUGAAUUUGUGGGGAAGGUCAUCUGACAUAAUGGCAGAUCAGCGAGUUCACACUGGGGAGGGGCCAUUCACCUGCUCAGACUGUGGGAAGGGAUUCAGUAAAUCAUCUCACCUACUGAAACACCAAUCAGUUCACACUGGGGAGAAGCCGUUCACCUGCUCAGACUGUGGGAAGGGAUACACUCGGUCCUUUCAGCUGAAGGCACAUCGGAGACUUCACACUGGGGAGAGACCAUACAUCUGUUUUUUGUGUGGGAAGGGGUUCACUCAGUUAUCUAACCUAAAAGCACACGAGUCAGUUCACAUUGGGGAACGGCCCUUCAUCUGCUCAGACUGUGGGAAGCGAUUCAGUCGAUCAUCUCAUCUGAAGGUACAUCAGAGUGUUCACACUGGGGAGAGGCCGUUCACCUGCUCAGACUGUGGGAAGGGAUUUACUCAUUCAUCCUACCUGCGGAGACACCUGGUAGUUCACUCUGGGGAGAGGCGAUUCUCCUGCUCCGACUGUGGGAAGGGAUUCAAUCGAUCAUACGACCUACAGAAGCACCAACAACUUCACACUGGGGAGAGGCCGUUCACCUGCUCAGUCUGUGAGAAGGGAUUCACGCGGCCAUUCGACCUACAAAGACACCAGCGAGUUCACACUGGGGAGAGGCCGUUCACCUGCUCAGUCUGCGGGAAAGGAUUCACUUUCUCAUCUCACCUAAAGACACACCAGUCAGUUCACUCCGGGGAAAGGCCAUUCAGCUGCUCAGACUGUGGGAAGACAUUCACUCAGUCAUCUAACCUACAGAGACACCAGCGAGUUCACAGUGGGGAGCGGCCGUUCACCUGCUCAGUCUGUGGGAAGGGAUUCGCGCGGUCAUCUAAUCUACUCAGACACCAGCGAGUUCACACUGGGUAGAGGCCGAUCAUCUGCUCAGACAUUCGGGAGAGAUUCUCUCAGCCAUCUCCACCAAAUGUGCCUCAUUGAGUUUACACUGGGGAGAAGCUGUUCACCCGUUGUGAAAGUGGGAAGUGAUUCACUCAGUAAUCUAACCUUGUGACA